AUGACACUUUCAACCCCAGUCGAGUUCACGGUGUUGAUUGACUCUAAAAUGUUUGUCACCGUGUCGUCAAAUGGGUUGGCAUUGGCAUUCAAUGGAGAAGUCUUAGAAAGUAACUGUGAAUUUAACAUGCAGUUUUGGCCUUUUGAUAAACAAAUAUGUGAUGUCUGCUUUGUUCCUAUGGGUUAUCACCCCGAUGAGGUGCAGUCAAAUAUUCCAGAUCCGGGGAUAACUCUUUUUAAGACCGGAAAUGCUGAGUGGAUCAUUGAAAAGACUAGUUAUUUCAUUACCAAUCGAUACAGUCUGUCCGAGCCAUGUUUCCGGUUCUAUCUUAGACGAAAAUCUACUUUCUACAUGUUAACUAUCAUCGUUCCUAUCGCGGGGAUGAUCAUCACGAGUUCCCUCGUGUUUUUGCUACCAAACGAGUCAGGCGAACGAAUCAGUUAUUCGAUUACCAUCAUGCUAGCUCUGGCCGUGUUUCAAACAGUCGUCGCUGAUGAAAUGCCGAAAACUUCUGAACCAACUGCCGUCAUAUGCGUAUUUUUACUGAUGGGCAUGAUCGUUAGCAUGUUAUCCAUGGUGAUAGUAAUUCUGAAUAUGAGACUUCACCAAAAGAGCGACACGUCGCGCUUGGGCUCAUGGUAUACUCUUUUUGUAAAGAUCAUGGCACGUCAAGGCUGUAAGGGUCAUUGUAGGAACAACCGUGUAGAAGACGAUGUUAAUGAAGACAACACGAUGGCAGCAAACAAUGCAUUUGCAACGGAAAAGAUGGGAAAAUCCCGAAAGUUUAUCGAUUCAAAAGCUGACAAAAAUGGUUUGGUGUUUGUAGAACCUAUUGACAAUAAUGUAGAUAAUGAAAACAAUUUUGAAACUGUUACUUGGAAAGAUGUUAGCCAUGCUGUGGACAAUAUGUGCUUCAUUGUCAUUGCUGUGUUUACAACAGUGGGAUCUAUCUGUUGCCUGAUAUACAUGGCAGAUUCAUCCACGUAUGUGAAGCCUUGA
This is a messenger RNA of Mya arenaria, 999 nucleotides long. Its product is annotated as neuronal acetylcholine receptor subunit alpha-6-like. Gene Ontology annotation, cellular component: synapse; neuron projection; membrane. The record is from RefSeq and is a predicted model, not a curated record. Gene Ontology annotation, molecular function: extracellular ligand-gated monoatomic ion channel activity; neurotransmitter receptor activity; transmembrane signaling receptor activity. The transcript has a single exon. Gene Ontology annotation, biological process: signal transduction; monoatomic ion transmembrane transport; chemical synaptic transmission. Lineage: Eukaryota; Metazoa; Mollusca; Bivalvia; Myida; Myidae. Bases 1 to 999 code for a protein of 332 amino acids.